CUCAGCGGCCCAGCGGGAAGGUCAUCGCCUCCAAGUGAAGCUUUCCGUGACACAGCUUACAGUUUCCUCAUUAGUCUGCCUUGAGAAGUCGAGAUGGGAGAACACGUGACAGUGACGGAAGCAGCGGGACCCAGAGUGGAGUGUGUGACGGUGGCGGUGACGUGUGUGCUGGUGGUGUCAUGCUGCCUCCUGGUCCUGCGAUACCUUCGGCAGCGUCACCAGCACUGGCAGCAGCGUGGCGUGCCCUGCCCCCCCGCCCCGCUGCUGGUCGGACACACCCUCUCACGCAUGGGGCUCACCAGGCCAUUCACUGAGUUCUUUGAUGAGCUCUACUACGACUACAACGGGCGGGACUUCUGCGGCUUCUACGAUUUCCUGAAGCCAAGCCUGUUCGUGGGCAACCCGCAGCUCAUCAAGAAUAUUCUGGUGCGGGAUUUUCACAACUUUGCCGACAGACGAACUUUUGAUCUCGCGAAGGUCAGCCCGGUCGCUAAUGACAUGUUGACUAACGCACGCGGGGCACACUGGCGGAGGGUGCGCAGUGCAGUAUCUCCAGCCUUCACCAAGACUCGAACGCGUCGCCUCUACCCACUUCUGCUCCAGCGCGCCAAACACCUCAUCCACAUGGUCCACUCAGCCCACCACGACUCGCCAACACUAAUACCAGCAGCCACACCAGCGAGAGAGGGUUCCACAGCUUCUAUAACAGGGAAUGCAGAUUUGGAAGAUACAGCUUACGUAAUGACCACCACAGUAAGAGAUAAGAACGCCAGCACCACAGCAAGGACAGCCAGCGCCACAGACUUCACGCAGAAGGUGUCACAAGACUCGGACCACAUUACCACACCAACACACGCGCUACAAGGUCACACAGGCACAGAUACAGACACACCACGCACUCAAAACAGUCACACAGACACACACACACUACCUCCACACACGCAGCACACGCAAUACACGCGCGCACAUAACACAGACGCAGUGAAACGAAAAACAGACACACGCAAGCACGCAACACAAACACACAUAGAUACACACAGUUCUAGCCCAGCCAGAAGAAACACAAUCACGGACGAGAGAGAACGAAACGAAAGGAAAACGAGCGAAUGUUUAGAAGGAAAAGAUGGCAUCGAGGCGCGGCGAGUAUGCGGCCGCUACACCAUGGACGCCAUCGCCUCCUGCGCCUUCGGGUUGGAGUGUGAAUCUCUGGACAAGGAGGCCGCCCUGUUUCCCAUCAUGGCCGCCAGGGUGUUCCAGCUCUCCCUGACCCGCGCCCUAAGGAUAAUGCUGGUGGCGAUAUGUCCUCGUGUGGCGGAGCUUGCCUGUGCAGCGGGGGUACAAUUCACCAGCGAGGAGUUUCAAUUCUUCAUGAGGGUCUCCAAGCAUGCUCUGGCCACGCGCCGCGCCUCACACACACCAAGAGGAGACUUCAUGGAUAUGCUGCUCGAGGCUUCCGCUGACAGCAAGCAAGGUUUGAGUGACGACACCCUGGCGGCGCAGACGAUUCUGUUCCUGCUGGCUGGCUACGACAACACCGCCAACACCCUUGCCAUGAGCCUCCACCUGCUGGCCCAUCACGCGGCGGUGCGGGCCAGGCUCAGACGAGAGGUGGCGCGCGCCCUGCUCAGGAAUGAAGGAGAGCUAACGUAUGAGCAGAUCACGGAGCUCCCUUACCUGGACGCCGUGGUGAGUGAGACGCUUAGACUGUACCCCGCCGCGCCAGUCAUCGAGAGGGUGUGCACGGCGCCCUACAGACUAGGCGACGUGGAGGUACCGGUGGGGACAGCUGUUAUCAUGCCCGUCUGGAGUUUACACCGCGACCCCGCCCACUGGAAACACCCGCAGCAUUUCACGCCCGAGAGGUUCCUGGAAGAUGCCCGGGAGACACACGUUCCCUUCACCUACCUUCCCUUCGGUGACGGCCCGCGCGCGUGUGUGGGUAUUCGCUUUGCUCAAGUGGCGGUGAAGGCGGGACUGGUAACUCUACUCUCCCGGGAUGACGUACUGCCAAACCCCGCCUCGCCCUACCCCGCUGUCCUCGACCCACGCAUCCUGACGCUACAGCCGAAGGGAGGAAUAUAUAUCAACUUCAAGCCCACGCCCUUGCCUGUCCUGCUGCGUAGAGAGAUGGAGGAGCAUCCGCCAGUAAGCCCUCAGGAUGUAGCGAUAGCGACGGAUCUCGAGCAGCUUGUGUCUGAAUGCUACGGUGACGAGUGAGGAGUGGGGAGUGGCUAAGGCCUGUAUUCUGAAACGCUUUGCUCUCUCACCAUCACUGCUUUCCAAAGGCUCCAGUUGAAGAUUCUCGUGUUUUUCAAGUGUAUUUUUAUGGUUCCGGUAAUAGAUUGGCAAGAUUUCUAGUCUUGAAAACCUGGCUUGUUGUCUCUGUGGUCUUGCAAAAGUGUCAUAGUGGGAAGGGAAGGCGUUUUUUAAUACGGGCGUAAGAGGCGACUGAGGUGUAUAGUGUGGCUAUUCAGAAACGUCUCUCUCUCUCUCUCUCUCUCUCUCUCUCUCUCUCUCUCUCUCUCUCUCUCUCUCUCUCUCUCUCUCUCUCUCUCAACAUGGCAUGUUACUGAUGGAGAAAUCUUGCUCGGUAACCUGCGUCACUUCAACUAGAGGCUCUUCAAAGUAGUGACGGUGUGGCGCGGAAGUGUUUCAGAAUACAGCCCUCUUGUGAUUUGUAGAUUGAUGUAAUGACUCCCUCCUGUCUCGGGGCCACCUGUAUACUACCUCGCCUCGCCUCGCCCGCUGAGUGUGUGUGUGUGUGUGUGUGUGUGUGUGUGUGUGUGUGUGUGUGUGUGUGUGUGUGUGUGUGUGUGUGUGUGUGUGUGUGUGUGUGUGUGUGUGUGUGUGUGUGUGUGUGUGUGUGUGUGUGUGUGUGUGUUUACCAUUCUUUACCUAUCUUAAUUUAUUCAAAGACGGAUUCUGGCCGAAGAUAAUACUGGAGAGAAAGAAAGAGAGAAAGAAAAAGAAAAACGAAUAGAAAAUGAGAGUCCGGCCGUCCCUUGAGAAAACGGUAAAUGAAACAAAUCCAAAAAGAGAAAACUUGAGGCCGUUAAGUGUCAGUCUGUCACGCAGGUCCAGGCUGUGUUUAUAUUCACUAUAAAAACAAUUCACUAUUUCAAAAGCGUUUAUUAAAGUUUACACGAGUUUUUAAGGUGUUUUUAUGGUUCUAGAGGCAGAGUGACAAGAUUUGUACAUUACUAACUGGAGAAACACUCUCUGUGGCCUUGGAAAAUAGUCGUGGUGAGAGAGCAAAGCGUUUCUCGAUACGAGACUGUGUGUCACGUUGCGUCCUGUGCUUGUUGUCACGCUAUCGUCGCCAAUUUUAAGCCAUCCGCAGUUCACUUCGACGAGUGCUCAGGAGAGGAGUAAGGGAGGGGGACAAAACUGUGGAAUUAUUUGUGAGGAGGACAAGGAUAUAAAUAAUGUUGCCCAGACUGUCUUCUGGUCUCUGUUGUUUGUAAUAUAAGCCCACGAAUGA
Molecule: messenger RNA, 3481 nt
Organism: Portunus trituberculatus (swimming crab)
Lineage: Eukaryota; Metazoa; Arthropoda; Malacostraca; Decapoda; Portunidae
Product: cytochrome P450 6j1-like
Exons: 10
Coding region: 94-2217 (707 amino acids)
Molecular function (GO): iron ion binding; heme binding; monooxygenase activity
Source: RefSeq, a predicted model, not a curated record